UCAGGUCAAAAAGUUCCAAGAAUGGUCGAUGGCGAGGGAAUUACCCCGAAAACUUGCAGUGAAGACAUCAUUAAAGAUCUUUUAAAUGAUGUGAAAUCGUCGGAAAAACCAUUCUCAGUGGAUAAACUAGCCGGAUGCGAUCAGACAGAUUUUGUUGGGAAAAGGCCGAAGAAGCAUCACAGGCACAAGUCGAAGAAAAGCAAGAAAGUUCGAAGAAGAUCCAAAACUUGGUCUAGUUCAAGAAGUCGAAGCCGGAGCCGGAGCAGAAGCCGGGGGCGUAGUCAGGAGAGGAGAAGAAGCAGAAAGAGUAGGAAAAGCAGAAGCAGGAGCCGUUUAAAGCAUAGGGAAGAAAAAAUUGAGAAGAAAAAUCUCGAAAAAGCGCCAAAAAAUGAAUUAAUCCCGCAAGCGCCAAGUACCGAAAAUGGCAAACCGAAAGAAUUUAAGGAGCCGCCAAGGAAAGAUGAGGCCGAUGAUCUACCGCUUGGCGCGGAUUUCAGCACCCCUUUAGUGAAAAAAGAGACAAAGCUGGCUAUUAGCAUCACUACAGUUCUGCCAAAAGCCGAGAAUAAGAAAGAAGUUGAGGAUGGAGAAAUAGAAGAAAUUGCAUAUGGAGAUGGAGAUUUUAAAGAACCAGAAGGAAUCGAAAAGAAUUUGGAGAAUAAAAAUAUAUGUGAAAAUGGAAAUCUGGAUAAUUCUGAAAAUGAAAAAAGUAAGGAGAAAGACAAGAACCGAAAAAAGGAGAAAACUGAAAGAAAACGGAAGCGCAGUCAUUCAAGCAGUGAUAGGAGAGGAAGAAGAACAAGCAAGGAAUCCCGUCGUCGUUCUCGUUCGAGAGACACACACCGUACUCGCCGACGAUCUCCGGAAAGAUCAAGAAGAUCCACAGAGACUCGCAACGAGAGACCCGAGAGACCUUCCAGAUGGAGAAGUCGUUCCAGAGAACGGAAAGAAUAUGAUUCAUACCGACGACGAAGAUCCCGAAGUCGAGAAGUCAUUGAUAAGGAGAAGCUAUUGGCGAUUGCCAAGACGAAAAGAGCAGAAAUGAUGUCGAAUGGCGACAGAGAUAGUGCAUCGAUUGAGGAUUUUGUUACGUACUGCAAGAAGCUUCAAAGACGACAAGAACGAGAGAAACGUCGAGAAGCUGGACACGAUGUCAGUGAUCAUGACAGUGAUAGAGAAACAGUUCGAUACAAGCAUCCAUAUGCUAUGCCAAAGGAACCUAUUCGCAUUAAUAUUGUUACUGCCACAUCCGCCAAUCUAGCUCAAAAAGCGAUCACAGGCCCAGAAGAGCCAACUCAACUCGGAGCUGCCCAACUUCGUAUUGUUUUCCCUGUCUCCUCUGGUGCUGUGCACAAAGAAAAUGCCGAAUGGGUGCCCGUCGAAAAGGAGGAUGUUCCGAAAAGUUGCUCCGUUGAGCAGAAGAAGCAUGUGGCUCUCACAAGUCUUGAAAUUGAUCGGUGUAGAGCACAGGGAAUUCCUGUCGCCCCAGCACCCGUGCCGAAAUUCCUCAACUCGAUCUUGCCACCACCGCCGGCGCCUCCCCAGUUUCUACCGAAUCCCACUGAUUCAUUCCGUCCUCCAACGCCACCUCCGCUACCUUCUGUUCUUUAUGUUCCGAAUAAGGAUCAAAUGAUUUUGAAAGAACCAAAAGAUAUCCCGAUACCAGCUCCCAGUGAUAUUGGAAAAGUACUGAAACAACGAACAGAAGCACAACGAAAAGUUUUGUCGACUCCCAAUGAUUUUGAUGCUCAUCGAGCACUACGUGAAGCCAACGAACAGAUCAGUCUCUGGGCAGCGCUAAAAAGUCUUCCUGGAGAGUACACCGGUACAACUGGCCUAAGGCUUCUGACUGCAGACGAGCUACAGCCUCAAAAUCCAAAAUAUCACGCAUGGGUGAAAAAGGACCAAUUCAGAAAUGCUGCACCAGCGACCGGCGGAAUCGGAAGAUUGAUGCUGGAAAAGAUGGGAUGGCGUCCUGGAGAGGGUCUGGGAAAGGAUGCGACUGGAAAUUUGGAGCCGCUGAUGCUUGAUGUGAAGAGUGAUCGAAAAGGAUUAAUCGCUGAGGAGGAGAUGAGCAUCAAGCAGAGAAAUAAGAUAAAUGCACAGAAUAAUGUUCCAGUUGAUUUAUCGAACAAAAAUCCAAUCUCCCUAAUAAUGGAACUUUGCGCUAAACGUCGCUGGAAUCCCCCGUCAUUCAGUUGUGAAGAAUCCGGUGCUGAUCACUUGAAGAUGUUCGUCUGGACUAUAGUCAUCAAUGAUGUAGAAUACCGUCCAAUGUGUGGCUCAAAGCAAAAGAAGGAAGGAAAAGCCGUCGCUGCUCAGGUGGCUCUUCAGUCGCUAGGCGUACUUCCAAUGGAUCCGAAUCUCCCAGUUUACAUGUAGAAUAUAAUCUCAAUUCAUCAGUUCAUCAUCAUUGUUGUGUUUUCUCGUCUUUUCAAUUGUCUAAUAACAAUCAAUUAAUUCUAAAAAUUAAAGUAUCCCCAGUCAUUCAAAUUUAUUGUCAAAUCAAAGAAUCUCAAAUUCCCGCCGUAGUUGUUGUUGUAGUCGUACGUGUCGUCGUCGUCUCAGAAGCUUCAGAAAUCGAUUUCUCCAAUGUUUCCGAAUCCUGCGAUGUUUCAAGAUUUUCAAAACCCUAAAAUUCAUUUUUAAAAAAUCAUUGAACAUAGUAAAAAUAGUUAUUUU
Caenorhabditis elegans is the source of this 2682-nucleotide messenger RNA. RefSeq names its product Protein SON. Gene Ontology annotation, molecular function: RNA binding; nucleic acid binding. The record is from RefSeq and is marked reviewed. Bases 22 to 2382 code for a protein of 786 amino acids. The transcript is spliced from 11 exons. NCBI's taxonomy places the organism in Eukaryota, Metazoa, Nematoda, Chromadorea, Rhabditida, Rhabditidae.